GAACUAAGAGUGUAGUUCAAACAUGAGACCAUUCUCCAGGAUUGCCUGAGACUACACUCUAUGAAGGGAAACUAAUGUAUGACAGUGGAUUAAUGGGUGGAGAGACGCAUGGAGGCGGACGGAUGUCGGAGAUGCAACAAUGGGUCAGUUUGCCUGCAAAUGAUCCCGUAGUUUGCACAUCCUCAACAUCGUUUCUUGAGACCGGUGAUCCUUCAAGAGCUUGGAACAAUGAGAUUUUCGGCCGAAGCAGCUCUUAUAUGAGCGAUUGGAUUGCAGAAGCAGCACCUGUCCAAGCCAUCAAAGAAGACAACCAUCGGCAGCAUUCAGUGCAACCACUUCAUCGUUUUUCCGCAAAGAUUCCAUUUUCGUUGCUUAAGAACACUGAAGGAGGAGCGUGCCCACCUUUUCCUCUGCUGAAUCAGAGCGGCCAUCCAUUAUUACGCGAUAACAUCGAAUUAAGAAGCCAUCUCCUGAUAACUGCAGCUUUUCUUUUCGACAAAAGCAGUUGGAAAAACCCAUAACCUCCCGUAUUACACCACUUAAGGUAAGUCUACAAACAAUCAUGCGCGUAGAAAGCCGAAGAACUCAUAACUAUACCAUGCUAUAUUUCGGUCUUCCAGGUUCGAAAAGAGAACUUGGUGACAGAAUCGCCGCGCUGCAGCAGCUGGUUUCACCAUUCGGGAAGACUGACACGGCCUCCGUGUUGUUGGAUGCAAUUGAAUACAUCAAAUGUCUUCAUGAGCAGUUGACUGUACUAUGCUCUCCAUAUGUGAAGAUGAGCUAUGAAAUUACGGAAAUGGGAGGUAAAGAGGACUUGAGAAAUAGAGGACUGUGUUUGGCUCCCAUCUCCACCAUUUGCAAUGUAGGGAAGGACACCUCCAUCAACUCUUGGGCUCCCAUGACUGGCAGAAGCUAUUGGUAAGUACUCAUACUUGCUUGAGGAUGUCUAGAGGGAGUCGAGUCUCAUGCCUAACCACUGGUAAUGUUUACUUAGAAUAGAGAGCGUCUUUUAAUGCUUUCCAAAAGAAAUUAAUACAUCUACUCAAGAUGUGUUUAAUUGUAUACAUUAGAUCAAAACAGGUGUUGGUUAUUCAUGAACACCAUAGCUUUUCUUUCCU
Molecule: messenger RNA, 1118 nt
Organism: Phoenix dactylifera (date palm)
Lineage: Eukaryota; Viridiplantae; Streptophyta; Magnoliopsida; Arecales; Arecaceae
Source: RefSeq, a predicted model, not a curated record